GCUACGUACUGAUUGACCAAGACUGAAUUUUGUACCUCCUCCAGAAGGCAGAAUGUGAAGACUUUAUUUGCUCAAGCCGCAUGUUCUGAGACUUGGGAAGGGGUAGUUUCCUAAAGAAAACUUGGGGUGCUUUUACUAGAAGAGGGUUUGUUUGCUAGCACUGAAAGUAAAAAAACAACCAAGCACCAGUUUCCUGCUAAGGCCUCACAUUUACUAAGGUGAGAUGCCAAGUUAACAUCGGCUGAGCACCCACUCUGUGCUGUGCCCUGGAAUUUUCUCAGCCUUGCUGGGAGCCCCGAGCAAGCUUAAGAGCUCCUUCUGCAGCUCUUCUGACUGGUUCCUCGGUUUCCUUGCAAAAAGGGCUCUCUGGCUUGACUACCCCCUACUUCCCACUCCUGAGCAAGGCAGAGCAGGGUCUCUAACCUCAGCUUAAACUCCCAGGCUGCACCCUCAGACACUUCUACAGCGGAGCCUCCAGUCUCCAGCUGGCAGCUGCUAGGACCCAGGGGGCUGGCACUGGGCCCUACCCCUCCUUUACUAGCUCUGUGUGUCUCCGAAGGGCAGCAUCAGAGUGACAGCCGGUACCAUCUCCGUAGAGGCUGAGUUGCUGAAGCUGGGCUGGUGGGGCAAGGGGAGAAAGCCGAGACAGGCUCAGCCUUGCAUCUACCUACAGGGCCCACGAAUCCCACAAGAAGAUGGCAACCUGGGCGUCGAAGUCACCUCCUGGGCAGCCUAUGAGGUGAGGGGCCAGGUGAUGGGAAUCCUGAAAGCUGGCGGCUCCAUUUCGCUCUCGGCCUAGCAGCCCCCGUGAGGCCUGAGCGCACAGACAGAUGGCUAACAUCACAGGGUUCAGCGCCACCGAACUCGCGGGCUCGGUGGGUUUGAUCCUGGCCGUUCUCGUAGAAGUGGGAGCCCUGCUGGGCAACAGCGCGCUGCUGGUGGUGGUGCUACGCACGCCAGGACUGCAAGAUGCGUUCUACCUGGCGCACUUGUGCGUCGUGGACCUGCUGGCGGCCGCCUCCAUCAUGCCUCUGGGCCUGCUGGCUGCACCGCCGCCUGGACUGGGCCGCGUGCGCCUGGACCCCGCAUCAUGCCGCGCCGCACGCUUCCUCUCGGCAGCGCUGCUCCCGGCCUGCACCCUUGGCGUGGCCGCGCUCGGCAUGGCGCGCUACCGCCUCAUUGUGCACCCGCUGCGGCCAGGCGCGCGACCCGCGCCGGCGCUCGUGCUCACCGUGGUGUGGGCUGCGGCCGCGCUGCUCGGCGCGCUCUCCUUGCUCGGGCCGCCGCCUGCGCCGCCCCCGGCCCCGGCUCGCUGCUCUGUCCUGGCCGGGGGGCUCGGACCCUUCCGGCCGCUCUGGGCGCUGCUGGCUUUCGCGCUGCCCGCCCUCCUGCUGCUCGGCGCCUACGGGAGCAUCUUCCUGGUGGCGCGUCGCGCAGCCCUGCGGCCCCCGCGCGGGACCCGGCUCCGUUCUGACUCUCUGGACAGCCGCCUCUCCUUCUUGCCACCCCUCCGACCUCAUCUGCCCGGGGGCAAGGCGGCCCUGGCCCCGGCCCUGGCCAUAGGCCAGUUUGCAGCCUGCUGGCUGCCUUAUGGCUGCGCGUGCCUGGCGCCCGCGGCGCGCGCUGCAGCUGCCGAGGCGGCUGUCACCUGGGUAGCCUACUCCGCCUUCGCAGCUCACCCCUUCCUGUACGGCCUGCUGCAGCGCCCCGUACGCUUGGCGCUGGGCCGCCUCACCCGCCGAGCGCUCCCUCGGCCCCCGAAAGCCUGCACGUCGCAGGCCUGGCGCCCGCGGGCACUCCUCCAGCGCCUCCAGAGACCCCCCAAGGACCCUGCCCUAGAUCCUUCUCAGGCACCAGAAAAGCCCCUAGAACUGGCAGGACAGAGCCCGAGUGUGUCAGAUGCCACCUGAGAGCUUUCUGAGCUGGAGAAAGGAGGGUGGGAUCAGAGGGGACCCAUCGGUGCACUGGUCGAGGUAGGUACCCUGCCUCUGUUGGCUCUGGAACAAAAGAGAGGGUGUUAUCCAGCCGGGUGAGGAUCAGAGGUUUCUCAGGAACCCCAAAUUCUAGGCCCAACACUAUCUGUGU
This is a messenger RNA of Nannospalax galili (Upper Galilee mountains blind mole rat), 2085 nucleotides long. RefSeq names its product G protein-coupled receptor 62 (gene Gpr62). Gene Ontology annotation, biological process: G protein-coupled receptor signaling pathway. Lineage: Eukaryota; Metazoa; Chordata; Mammalia; Rodentia; Spalacidae. The record is from RefSeq and is a predicted model, not a curated record. The transcript has a single exon. Gene Ontology annotation, cellular component: signaling receptor complex; endosome; plasma membrane. Bases 831 to 1910 code for a protein of 359 amino acids. Gene Ontology annotation, molecular function: G protein-coupled receptor activity.